Messenger RNA from Mya arenaria, 1662 nucleotides. RefSeq lists its product as uncharacterized. The coding region runs from base 1 to 1662 and encodes 553 amino acids. The transcript has 9 exons. Lineage: Eukaryota; Metazoa; Mollusca; Bivalvia; Myida; Myidae. The record is from RefSeq and is a predicted model, not a curated record.
AUGAUCAACCUUCGCCUUCCCUUCUUCAAAGGACAUUAUGGUGUGGACAUUCCAGCCUGUCCGGGAAAUUUUCAGGCUCGGGCGGGCACCUGGGUAGAACCACCGACAUUCCGCAAGCUAGCUGAUUUAUGGACUCAAGUGCCAUCAACAACAACUCAGUACAGCAACAUCUCUGGCUCUCACUGUCACACUACAUCUCUGGCUCUCUCUGUCACACUACAUCUCUGGAUCUCACUGUCACACUACAUCUCUGGCUCUCACUGUCACACUACAUCUCUGGCUCUCACUGUCACACUACAUCUCUGGUUCUCACUGUCACACUACAUCUCUGGCUCUCACUGUCACACUACAUCUUUGGCUCUCACUGUCACACUACAUCUCUGGCUCUCACUGUCACACUACAUCUCUGGCUCUCACUGUCACACUACAUCUCUGGCUCUCACUGUCACACUACAUCUCUGGCUCUCACUGUCACACUACAUCUCUCGCAGUGCUGUUAUGAUCGUGAGAUGCCUGAUUGUGUUUCGAAAAGGCAUGAAGUCUGUGUCCGCUUUUCAUCCGUUGUCAUCUUCGAACCCAACCCGGCUACUAGAAGUUCAAGCUGGUGAUCAGACUGUACUAAGGAAUCGGAAACCGCAAAACAAGAAAAUGAUUAAACCGACGUUUCCGAGCAAUUUAGACAAAAUCGGACUUCUUCUCAAACCAAUCAAGUACGAUACGCCAUGCAAAUCCAGUAUUGAGAAACAUUCAGCUGCAAAUUUGCACAGCUUAGAUGAAUUUCAUUCUGCUACCAAAGAGUUGUUUAACCCGACGGCAUAUAUAGACCCCGAGUCCCACGGGGACCCCGUCUUUGUUACUGCCGCAUCCUCCAACCACUUCACGGAGGUUCUGGGGCUAAUAGAGAACAUGAACGCCGUAGUGAGGCGGUGGAUGCCACAUUUUACACUGUACAUAUUCAACCUGGGACUCAACAACACCGAGCUUAACCAGAUACGUAACGUCUGCCGAUGUCAUAUUCUACGUUUCCCGUUUGACCGUUUCCCUGACCACGUGCGGGUUUUGUUUGGCUACACAUUUAAACCUCUCAGUAUACAGUUGAUUGCCAAAGACCAUCCAUUCCUGGUAUGGAUGGACACGUCAGUUCGCUUCAAGUCUGUUGACCCUCGACCGAUGUUCCGAUCCUGCAGACAUCAAGGCGUGGUCGGAGUUAAGGGGUCUGGAUCUAUAGCAAGACGGACACUACCGAACACAUUCGCGUACUUCAACAAAGAACCAUGCGCGUUCAGAAAGCUUCCGGAGAUUCAAGCAACCUUCAUUGUGCUGACAGUGGACCGGUUUGUGAGUGAGAGUAUCAUCAAGCCGUGGGUAGGCUGUGCUCUCACGCCGGGGUGCAUGCUUCCUCAGCCAGAUCCACAACCUUACAUAAACUGCUUCACACAUGGGGACGUGUAUGGAGAGUGUCAUAGGUUUGACCAAUCAGUGCUGGGAAUUCUUCUGUACGCGAAUUACGGGUCAGACAUCUACCAUGAGCAGCUUAGCGACAAUGGACCUCACUUUUGUAUGAAGCGUGCAUGCUCUUCAAACGGAAUUGGAAUACGUAUUAACAAUAUGGGUCUGAGAUUUAAAAACUUACUUGGUUCAUUAAACGGUGCUACGAAUUGA